CAUUGCUCGGAUAUCAUUGCGCGACUUCACAAUCAAAUCACGACAACACGAUUUACGUAAUCUUAAACUUGCAGUGAAAAUGGGAAGAACACUACCCACACCAGUGUCCUGUAAAGUAUGUGGUGAUCGAUCGUAUGGAAAGCACUACGGUGUUUAUUGCUGCGAUGGUUGCUCGUGUUUCUUCAAGAGAUCUGUGCGUCGCGGUGCACUGUUCACUUGCACAAAUAGUGAUGGAUCGUGCAUCGUUGACAAAGCCAGACGAAAUUGGUGCCCACAUUGCCGUCUAAAAAAGUGUUUUUCUGUUGGCAUGAAUACAGCAGGUAAAAUAAAAUAUUUGAACAAAAGUACGCUAUUAAGAAUUGAAUUCUACAUUGCAGGCACGGCCAUACAGUACGAGGUAUCCGCGCAAAUAUUCCUGGCUGCUAUUCGGGGCGCGCGCCGCCACCGAGACUUUUCAUUACUGAAUGUGGAGGAGCAGAACAAGAUUCUUCGUCGCGGAUGGUCAGCUCUUUUUGUUUUGCGCGCAGCCACGUGGCCGGUUGAUUUGAUGAACUUACGAGGACAAGUUGCAACAAGUAACAACAGUGCUUCAGCCUGCAUAAUCGCAACGCGCAACGCGAUUGCAAAACUGCAACUCGACGACGUUGAAUUGUGCAUUUUAGACACGUUUGCGCUCUGUCGUCCCGAGAUCACCGAUACUGCCAAUAGUUUCCACGUAAUGUCGCAGGCGAGAAAUAACGCCGUGGAAACUCUAAUACAACAUCUUCAACAGCGAGACGAUCGCGAGAGCAAACUAGCGAAGAUUCUAUUUGUCCUGCCCGUUCUUACCGGAUGUUGCUCUCGAGAAUUGGCUGAAGAAUUAUUCGCGCCAAUUAUCGGCGAUGCAGAUCUGGAAAGAGUCAUCGCGUCUGUGCGAUAAUCUCUCACCACAAUAAAAAUAUUUAAUAAUCGCACAUUAUCUAAUACAACUUAAUGGAUAUUAAUCUGUACGGAAGAUAAUUCGUCAGAAAUAUAUUCAAUUAAUAAUAAGCGUAUUUAAUAAUAUAGAAAUAGAAAAUUAAUAAAAAUAGUACAGUAGAGUGAAUUAGAAAUAAAAAACUGCUUGGCAACAGCUUUUUGUACUUGUUCUCAUAAUUUAACCGAUCUUUCUUUCUGAAAUUUCUACAGAAAUUUAAUAUAAACAGUAUUAAAUCAUACAGUAAUUAAUUAUUUAUUUAAAUUAUUUGUUUAUUUAAAAUUAGAUUUGGCACACAGUUUAAACAAAUGUAUAAAAUUAGAGAAAAGUAUUAACACUAAAAUUUAGUUAUACUGAAUAACAUUUCUUUUUAAUUACUUGUGUUGCAUGUCGGUUUAUAUUUUUCUAUUAUUAUUUCUAUUAUUAAUCAUUUAAUACAAAAA
Messenger RNA from Monomorium pharaonis (pharaoh ant), 1398 nucleotides. RefSeq names its product nuclear receptor subfamily 2 group F member 6 (gene Hr83). NCBI's taxonomy places the organism in Eukaryota, Metazoa, Arthropoda, Insecta, Hymenoptera, Formicidae. The transcript has 6 exons. Bases 80 to 919 code for a protein of 279 amino acids. Gene Ontology annotation, molecular function: RNA polymerase II cis-regulatory region sequence-specific DNA binding; nuclear receptor activity; zinc ion binding. Gene Ontology annotation, biological process: regulation of transcription by RNA polymerase II; cell differentiation; anatomical structure development. The record is from RefSeq and is a predicted model, not a curated record.